AUGAGGUGGACGGGAAGUGGAGUAAUGGACAAGCGAAAUUGCAGUAUCUACUAUAGCUGCCACGACAGAUUACACCAAUUUGGAACUGGUUUCAUUGUCAACAAAAGAAUCAGAAACAAAGUGAUUGAAUUUAAGCCAGUGAAUGAAAGAAUUUGCAGAAUACGAAUCAAAGGAAGAACGCAUAAUAUCUCAAUUAUUUGUGCCCAUGCCCCCACGGAGGACAAGGUGGAUGAAGUUAAGGAUGGAUUCUAUGACCUUCUUGAAAAGACACAAAGUGAAUGCUGUGUAAAUGAUGUGAAACUGCUCAUGGGCGACUUCAACGCGAAGAUUGGCCACGAUACAAACAUGAACAGAUUUGCUGGAAAUGAAAGCCUACAUGAAGAGACAAGCAAAAAUGGCAUCCGACUUAUUAACUUUGCCAUUUCUACAAACAUGGUAAUAGGGAGUACAACUUUUAAACACAAAAACAUACAUAGAGCCACCUGGAGAUCCCCAGAUGGAUUAACCCAAAAUCAAAUAGAUCACAUACUUAUUGAUUUAAGACAUAGAAGCAGUCUUCAAGACGUUCGGACAUACUACGGUGCAAAUAUGGACUCCGAUCACUUUUUGGUAGUCUCAAAAAUACGUCACAAGGUAAAUAGAUAUUAUUAUAAAAGGAGAGAUAAUAACGACAAAAAGAUUGACAUUGAGCAGCUAAAGAAGACAGAGGUAAUGAAAGAGUACCGAAAAGAACUAAAAAGCAAGAUUGAAUCGAGUGUCGAAACUGAGACUGUGGAGACUGCGUGGCAGUCUCUUAAACAAACCGUAAUUAAUGCGUCUGAAAAAAUAAUACCAGAAAUGCUAGGGAAGAAAACCACCUCUUGGUUUGAUGAAGAAUGCUGUGCCAUUACGAAAAAGAUGAAUGAAGCGUAUAAAUCCAUGAUCCAGAAACGCUACACUAGGAGCGCAGAGGAAACAUAUAAAAAACUGCGAAGAGAAGAAAAAAGAAUUCAUAAGAUGAAGAAACGAGAAUAUAUGGAAGAGGUAUAUAAAGACAUUGAAAACUUAAAAACUCAGAAGGAAGCAAGAAAAUUUUACCAACUGAUAAACAAUGUCAGAGCAGACUUCAACCCUAGAACCUGUAAGAAGAAAAACGGAGAACUUACUCGAGACCCGGAUGAAGUUCUAGCCCGUUGGCGUGAGCACUUCGUAGAUCUACUAAUGGGGAGAGAUAGAGAAGAAGAUCUAAACACUUGUAACAUGCUGCCAACCAUGAGUACUGAAGGUGAAGCCAUAGAACAUAAUACACCUACUCCUNCGCAAUUUAUAUUUACACGUUUAUAA
This is a messenger RNA of Parasteatoda tepidariorum (common house spider), 1323 nucleotides long. RefSeq names its product craniofacial development protein 2-like. The record is from RefSeq and is a predicted model, not a curated record. Lineage: Eukaryota; Metazoa; Arthropoda; Arachnida; Araneae; Theridiidae.